Molecule: messenger RNA, 6046 nt
Organism: Hyla sarda
Lineage: Eukaryota; Metazoa; Chordata; Amphibia; Anura; Hylidae
Gene: FRMPD1
Product: FERM and PDZ domain containing 1
Exons: 16
Coding region: 208-4746 (1512 amino acids)
Cellular component (GO): cytoskeleton
Molecular function (GO): protein binding
Source: RefSeq, a predicted model, not a curated record
CUCAGUAGAAAGCAGCGGUGACUUGUACUGUAUGUGUAUGCAAUUCUCUGGUGGGAUCUGGAGACCUCUUUGACUACAUCCCACCUGCAUGGCAGUGUCUUUUGUAUGUGGACACAAAGCUGGGAUGGAGAGCAUCAGUCAGUGGUAACACUGCUGAGAGUAGAGCAUGCUCUGCAUCGUGUAUUGGAGACCUCUCCAGCAAGGUAAAUGGAGGACCCAGAAGCUCAUCUAUUCCAAACACGAAAAGGACAUAGAAUAGAACAGAUGGUAGUAAGAUGGCUACGACGGUCAAGAGAUAGUUCAACCCGCAGGAGAACCUCAGUUGGGGACAGUCCAUCCACAGGUUCAAACCAAUAUGCAUGUUCAUUGAAGAUCAGAUUAGACAUAAAAAAAGAUUUGCACCUGGACAGCUUUGGCUUUGACAUCUCUCACAACCUCCCCCUUACUAUCACAGCUGUUACUGCAGGCGGUCCAGCUGAAGGAAAACUACUACCAGGUGAUCAAAUUUUUGCAAUCAACAAUGAAAAUGUGGAAAACCUUCAUGUUCAGAAGGUAGCGGACAUGGUCAGGGACUCAGGGGACACUGUCACGAUAACAGUACUCCGAGGCACUUUGAGUCCCAAGUCAUCCUUUCUUACAGCAGAGAAAAGGGCGAGAUUAAAAAGCAAUCCAGUGAAAGUAAGGUUUGCUGAAGAAGUGAUUGUAAAUGGCCACACUCAGGGGAAUUCACUUCUGUUUAUGCCUAAUGUCCUUAAAGUCUACUUGGAAAAUGGUCAGACAAAAGCUUUCAAAUUUGAGAGGAAAACAACUGUUAAGGACAUCCUUAUGACCCUUAAGGAGAAGCUUUCCAUCAAUGUAAUUGAGCAUUUUGCACUAGCUCUAGAAGAGCAAUAUAAUAUCUCAAAGCUUUAUAUACUUUAUGAAGAUGAACUUAUAGAACAGGUGGUGCAAAAGAGAGAAUCUCAUGACUAUAGAUGUCUCUUCAGAGUUUGCUUUGUACCAAAAGAUCCUCUAGAUCUCUUGCAGGAAGAUCCAGUUGCCUUUGAGUAUCUCUACUUACAGAGCUGCAGUGAUGUACUUCAGGAGAGAUUUGCAGUGGAGAUGAAAUGCAGUGUUGCAUUACGCUUGGCUGCUUUGCACAUUCAGGAACGUAUUCAUUCUUGUGGGCAACCGCAGAAGAUAACAUUCAAAUACAUUGAAAAAGACUGGGGAAUAGAUAACUUUUUAUCUCCAACCCUGCUUCGGAAUAUGAGAGGAAAAGACAUCAAGAAGGCUAUCAGCUUUCAUAUGAAGAGGAACCAAUGUAUUCUUGAGCCAAGACAAAAGCAGCCGAUAUCUGCAGCUCAGGUUCGAUUACAGUAUUUAAAGAUUCUUGGAGACUUGAAGACCUACGGGGGGAAAAUAUUUAAUGCCACACUAAUGCUACAGGACAGAGAAUCGUAUGUCACUCUUCUUGUUGGAGCCAAGUAUGGGAUCAGCCAGAUUAUUAACAACAAACUGAACAUCAUGAUAACCCUAGCAGAAUUCUCCAACAUCAGCAGAAUAGAGCUAACUGCAGAAUCAGAAAAAGUAAGCAUGGUGAAGGUUUACCUGCAGGAUGUCAAGCCUCUUUCCCUGCUGUUGGAGUCAAAUAGUGCAAAGGACAUUGCAUGUCUUAUCUCUGGUUAUUGCAAGCUGUUUGUGAGCACUACAACAGCAAUCUUUGAGUGGCCUGGUAAUAACCUAUACCACAGGAUAUCUACAGAGGAAGGUUAUGAAUCUAGAGCAUGCAGCGACUCAGAAGAGUCUUCAGAACUGGAUUCUUCACAAGACCUGUCUUCAGAUCUCCACUUUUUAAAGUCCCGAAACAUAAAACCUUUGCAGGAAGAAGAUGAAGAAGAAGAUGGGGAAGAUGGAUGUGAUAUUAAGCAAAAUGAAGAAAAAAAGGAAAGUGAAGUUAAACAGAAAGAUCACAGUGAUGGUACAGUCAAUGAUACAGACAGCAUUUCUGAAAACUCAGACUCUGCUAAUACAGAGAGUCAAGGCUAUAAAAUCAGUUGGUCCAGUGAUUCAAUUGAUGCUCUGGAAGAAGAUGACUUAGAGACAUGUUCCUCCAGUAAGCCAGAGUUUUUCCAGUUUUAUGCACCAAUUUUGAAAGAUGUCUCCGCAGAGGACCAGGGCGUCUUUACUGAUGACCCUGAACAGAAAUUCAAAGGGAAUGUUUGCCAUGAACAAGAUCCAUUGUUAUGUUUUUUGCAGCAGAUUAACACUAGGGAAGAUACAGCUACAGAUUUGAUGGAAACUUCAAGAUCUCCUAGAUCUCCUAAAAAUACAGGCAGCAAAGAGGACAAUGAUCUGCAAGGCUUCUUUGGCUGUCAGUUUACAGAAAAUAAUGUAAUGGAGUAUUACAGUCUGUGUUCAAAUGUUUCCCCUGCCAGCAGUGUAGAUAGAAACAUUCCUAGCAGCCCAGAGAGCACCUGUGUACAAGAUCAAAUAUCAGAAGCUAAACUGUGGAAUAAAUCUUACCAACUUGAAACCAACAAGGAAGUGGAAACUCUUAUACUUGACCCACCACCAGGUUUUGGUGACAGUAGUUCUGAAGAGGAAUUUUUUGACGCAACAGAUCGGUUUACGCCCACACAAAAUUCUCCUGGUUCAAAACUAGAAAACAAAUUUUUUUAUGCGGGCAGAAAAGUAUUGCAUAGCUCACAUGCUGAUUUGGAUGAAAAUUCUACUAAAAUAAAUAAACCUAUGAAGUAUACUAGAAAGCCAACAAAAAUGAUACGGAAAAGAAGAUCUUUUCUCCAGACAGACUAUACCACUCAGGUGACAUUUCCUGUAUCACCCUCAGACUCCUUGGAGACUAUAGAUCAUGUAUGUUGUUUUGAGAAAGAGCCUCACCAUCCAGAAGAAUCACAUUCCCCUACAGUUUCCUCCUUUAAAGACAUUGAGGGCGAACCUGCUCUUUUAGAAACCAAAUCACUUGUACAAAACAAUUCCACAGGCAAAUGUAAAAGCAAAGCACACUCUCCCAGUCUUAUGGAGAUGGAACCUGACACAAUGGAAACAAAAUCAGUGACUGAUUCAGUAUUGUCCUCUAUAUCUGCUAUCCGUUUCAGGAAUGACUCUGGAACUACAGAGAGAAGACCUAAUGACAAUCCUUCUUGUGCUACUACAGACUUCAAUAUAGAACACAAUGGCCAAGCUAGUCCAUCAGAAAUAUCACUAGAAAUCGGAAAUGGCAUGAAUGAAAACACACUCUUCUGCUUACUAUCAACUGAUAACAAAAAAGAAAACAAAAUUAACUGCUUAAAAGAACCAGCAAAGGCAGAAAACUCUGAGGAAAAUAUUAAGGACAUUUUCAAAAACAUAUUUCUUAAUGAUGAUGAUAUGAAUAUCAAAGAAGAUAUUGGUUCAGUCCCCACCAUUUCCCCCACUGACAGAAUGUUACCCUAUAUUGCUAAGUCAGAAGACACAAAAUCAUUAGUUUACAAUAUCGGAAGUGUAGACACUGCAACAUCUGAAGAAGAAAUGAACAGUAAAGAAAGUUCUCCAAAAAUGUGUAAAACACGGAAACUGUUUGGUUUCUCUAGUGCUGCCGAUUUACUUUUAGAUUUUAAGGGACUUGCUGAUCUAUUUACUUUUAGGGAGGGAACCUCUACAAUACCCAAUGUACCUUCUUGUGAAGAGGAAAUACAUCUUUUGACAAAUCAAGAACAAGACCAGUUCACAUUAGAUGAUUUGCCUAGUAUGAUAAGAAUGUCUGAUGGGAAGAAACAAUUUUCUAGACCAUGCGGCACAUCGGUAGACACUAUAAAAUUUGAUUGUGGGGAAAGUAAAGAAGAAAUAGAGUCUGAUGCUGUUAAACUGAGUCCAAAAGAAGGCUAUAGUGGGCAUUUAACAUACAAAGACCAAAGCCUAUUAGAAGGAAGGUUUGCUGGCUCUACAAACAAAGCUUUUGUGAGUAAUGAAAAAGAAGUCAUAGAAAAUGAAUAUCAGAAUUAUGAUUCAGUUAAAAAAAAAUCAAAAAUAUCCAAAGUAGGAAGUUGCAGCUGUCAGUUAUCAUACACAACCUGUUUUCAGCCUACCGACAAUGACAUAGAAGAUGAAAUUAUUGAUUUUACUAGAAGUGAUUCUCCAUUACCUAGAACAAUACCACCUUCAUCCGGGAGCUCAUGGUUUGUGAAAAAUAACCAUAAUCCUAAAGACAACACUAGAAACAACACAUCCUGCAUAGAACAUUUUGAAGCUCUUGAUCUUCUUGAGAGAAGAAUACAAGAUUCUCCAACUGGUUUCGGCAAAUUGCAAGACAGUGUAUUGGACCUCCAAAAGAUUUUAGAGGACUAUAAAGACAGGCUUGAAAUGCACCCUAAGGACAAAUGUGCUUCGAUGUUUUCAGAACAAAAGACCAACCUUUGCAAUGUGUCUCGUAAGAUGAUGUCUUCAUCACAGAAAGUGUUGAGAUCAGGUCAGUUAUCAGAGGAGAUUUAUCAGGCAGUAGAAGAAACCUUUUUUGGUCUGAUGCAAAUGACCCAAGUGUGUCUCAAAUUUUCUAGCUGCGUAGGAUGCAAUAAACGGCAAAUGGAUCUGCAAACUAAUUUGCGUGAUCUCAUAUGUACCUACCAUCAGUUUGUUCAAGCGGCAAAGAAAGCUUCAGAGAGUGAAAAUCGUGAUAUGCAUUCCAAGCUGUUGUCCCGUCAAUGCACUGCACUCACCGCUGCUAUAUUUUGCCUGACGCAGCAAUUCAGAUCAUUGGUUUCUCUCUGAAGAAAUACAAAAUAAAACAAGAUAGCACAAUUGCCUCUUUAUAAAACUUGUGAAGAGACUUUAUUUACCCACCAAGCUUUGCACAAUCUGCAGAGGAAACAACCCCAUGUGUAAAAACUGUAAUAUUGCCUGAGGCAGCCAAAAAAAAAUGUUUUUCUAAUUUACACUUGCAAAAUGACAGUAUCUGAUUGUUAUGGUUAGCACUGAUGUUUGAGGCCUCAUGAUUAUGACAGUGCUUCAAAAAAAAAAGCUUUGUAAGGCUGGGAUUCCACUUGGCAGUUUAUUUUUUUUUGGGGGGGGGACUGCCACUGCAGUUUUUGAGCCAAAGCCAGGAGGGAAUGCAAAAGGAAUGGGAAAUAUAAAGGAACUGCCAAAUGGAAAUCCAGCCUGAUAUGGCAUCAGGUGGAGCAUGGCACUAAUUUAUUUUUUUCUCUUGGACUCAAUAUAAUAAAAAAUACUUAAAACCAAGGGAAACUAAGGUAUAGCAAAGCCUCAUAGACUUCUAUAGAUGUCAUAUUGUUGCAGGGUACCCUCUAAAACUGACUGUGCAUAUAAGAUAAUUGUUGGGCGAUUUUUGGCUAUUUCGGCUGACCAUAAUUUGUAAAUUCCAUGCGAAAGAUGAUUUACAAUGGCGAUCGCAGACUUAUCUCUGCUGAAAAUGUGAUCGACCAUUCAGGAUUUUUUUGUUCAUUCAUUCUGUGGAUGGCUGAAAAGAACAGUUAUGGCAUGGCCACCCAAAUUCAGCUGAUCAUAUGCCAUCUUAUGCAAGAUCUUUAUGGGAUUUUUUUCAGUUUAGUCUGGCAUGUUGCUGGCCGUUUGUUUGUAUAAAGGAUUAACAUAGGACUUUGAUUGGCCAAGUUGUGGCCAAUCAAAGUCCCAUGUGUAUGGCUAUUUUAAGCUGUACAUUUACAGAAUGCAUAGAGUACAGAAAACAGUGCUUAGAGGUCGUAGGUUGUGUGCAUGAGCCUAGUUUUUAUACAUGAUGCUUAUUUACAUGAUGCUUAUUAUUUUUGAUUGGUUGCUUAUAAGGUUUUUGUUUUUAAACUGUCAGGGAAAAGUUUGACUUAAGGGCUGGCAUUUGUCAUUGUAGGUGUAUGUAAAGCGUUUUUUGUGUGUGCUGAAAAUGUGUAGGAGCACCAAAUUUAUUAAAUGGUCACAGAGCAUUUGAUAACUUUUAUGCAGGUAACAUUUUCUGAAAUUUCUCUCUUCACAUACACCAAAAAGCUAAGUCUGGGCUGGUGUCGUUUUAGAGACUUUUCAGUGGCUUUGCGCCUUUUUUGCCCCUUUUCACAAAAAGGCG